Molecule: messenger RNA, 2329 nt
Organism: Xenopus tropicalis (tropical clawed frog)
Lineage: Eukaryota; Metazoa; Chordata; Amphibia; Anura; Pipidae
Gene: acad9
Product: acyl-CoA dehydrogenase family member 9
Biological process (GO): fatty acid metabolic process
Cellular component (GO): mitochondrial inner membrane
Molecular function (GO): medium-chain fatty acyl-CoA dehydrogenase activity; oxidoreductase activity, acting on the CH-CH group of donors; long-chain fatty acyl-CoA dehydrogenase activity
Source: RefSeq, marked provisional
GUCAGUCAGGGAGUGACAUUGGGAAGAUGUUCGGGUUACAGCGGGUGUGCGGCCGGGCGGCGCAAUUAGCCCGAGUGUGGGCGGGUCCGGCCGGGUCAGUACUUACCCCCAAGUACUUCAGUUCCCACCCGCGGAGACUCGCCUACGCCAAGGAGCUCUUCCUGGGAACAAUCCGUAAGGAAGAAGUCUUCCCGUACCCCGAAAUCACUAAGGAGGAGCUGGACGAGAUCAACCAGCUUGUGGCCCCCGUGGAGAAGUUCUUCAAUGAGGAAGUGGAUUCCAAACUGAUUGACCAGAAUGCCAAGAUUCCCCCUGAAACUCUGGAUGGAUUAAAAAACCUGGGUCUGUUUGGCAUGCAGAUCCCCGAGGAGUAUGGGGGGCUGGGGUUAUCCAAUACAAUGUACGCACGCCUGGGUGAAAUCACCUCUCUGGACGGCGCCAUUGCUGUUACCCUGGCAGCUCAUCAGGCCAUAGGACUGAAGGGGAUCCUUAUUGCUGGAAAUGAUGAGCAAAAGGCAAAAUAUCUGCCCAAACUUGCAUCUGGGGAGCACAUAGCAGCCUUUUGUCUCACAGAGCCGGGCAGUGGCAGUGACGCUGCGUCCAUCCAAACCAGGGCAACUCUCACCCCAGAUGGGAAGCACUUUCUCUUGAAUGGCUCCAAGAUCUGGAUAUCUAACGGCGGAUUGGCCGACAUAUUUACCGUCUUUGCCAGAACAGAGGUGGUGGAUAAAGACGGCGCCACCAAAGAUAAAAUCAGCGCUUUUAUUGUGGAACGGGCGUUUGGCGGCGUGACCCACGGGAAACCAGAGGAUAAACUGGGCAUCCGGGGGUCCAACACCUGCGAGCUCCAUUUCGAAAACACCAAGGUGCCUGUGGAGAAUGUAAUUGGGGAGGUUGGAGGGGGCUUUAAGGUGGCAAUGAAUAUUCUGAACAGCGGCAGAUUCAGCAUGGGCAGCGCCUCGGCCGGCAUGAUAAAGAAGCUGAUAGAAAUGACGGGGGACUACGCCUGCACCAGGAAGCAGUUCAACAAGAGACUCAGUGACUUUCAGCUCAUUCAGGAGAAAUUUGCACUCAUGGCAGAGAAGGCGUUUGUGAUGGAGAGUAUGGCCUACCUGACCGCCGGCAUGAUGGACAGGCCUGGGCUCCCCGACUGCUCUGUUGAAGCCGCUAUGGUUAAGGUGUUCAGCUCGGAGGGGGCGUGGCUGUGUGUGAGCGAGGCGCUGCAGAUCCUGGGGGGGCUGGGCUACAUGAAGGAUUAUCCGUACGAGCGCUUUCUCCGGGACAGUCGCAUCCUCCUCAUUUUUGAGGGGACCAAUGAGAUCCUGCGUAUGUACAUAGCCCUCACCGGGAUGCAGCACGCCGGCAGAAUUCUCACCGGCAAAAUCAAGGAAAUGAAGAAAGGGAACGUCGGCGUCGCUCUCGAAAUGUUCACUAAGAAACUGAGAGACAGUCUGGGAAGGAAGGUGAACCUGGGAUUAACUGGGAACGAGGGGGUCGUUCAUCCAAGCCUGGAGGAGAGCGCUAAGAAGCUGGAGGAGAAUGUUUAUUACUUUGGCAAUACAGUGGAGAGUUUGCUGUACCGGUUUGGCAAGACCAUAGUGGAGGAGCAGUUGGCGCUGAAGAGGGUGGCGGAUGUGCUGAUCAAUCUUUACGCCAUGACGGCCGUUAUUUCCAGGGCGAGUCGCUCUAUCAGUAUUGGGCUGCGCAAUCAUGACCACGAGGUGCUGUUGGCCAACAUGUUCUGCUCCGAGGCUUAUUUCAAGAACAACUACACCCUGGCCCAGCUGGGCAAGCAUUCCCCGGAGAACCAGGACGACAGUAUCCGGAAGAUCGCGGCGCACGUUCUGGAGAAGAGGGGGUACACCUGCUCCCACCCCCUGGACAGAACCUUCUGAGCGGCACUUGCCCAAUGGACUUAGUUACCCCGGGGCGUAGGCGCCAGUCGCACCAAUCAGAGCCCAGAGCUGGGGGUUCGUUUGCACAGAACUUAUCGCUACUUUGUACCAGAUUUUGAUUAAAUUUCAUUGAUCUCCUUUUCUGAUUGGUCGGGAAGAUUCCGUUUCCACCGUAAGUGCCUUCAGGCCUGUAGCUUUAGUGGAACUACCUCUCCCAGAAUCCCCUGUGUGCCUUCUUUAUUGCAAUGCUGGGGGCCACAGUAUUACUGACUUUGAUUGGGCGGAGCUUGUGGUCCUUGAUGUAAUGGUUUGAACAGGCACCGCCCCAUGUGCCCAGGAGCCAAUCACACCAGGAGGAAGUGACACCCAAACAAUAAAGGGGAAGUUUACCUGCUGUUUUAUUUCUGCUACAAUAAAGGGCAGCGACUCUGUUA